Acinonyx jubatus (cheetah) is the source of this 5244-nucleotide messenger RNA. It is a transcript of the gene CDC6, whose product is annotated as cell division cycle 6. The transcript is spliced from 12 exons. Gene Ontology annotation, molecular function: ATP hydrolysis activity; ATP binding; DNA replication origin binding. The record is from RefSeq and is a predicted model, not a curated record. Gene Ontology annotation, biological process: DNA replication initiation; cell division; mitotic DNA replication checkpoint signaling. Bases 2741 to 4420 code for a protein of 559 amino acids. Gene Ontology annotation, cellular component: nucleus. Lineage: Eukaryota; Metazoa; Chordata; Mammalia; Carnivora; Felidae.
CAACCUCAGGACCCUAACCACCCCAGAGGAGAACUACAGGGAAAUGCUUCACGUCUGACAUCAUGACAGCACUGGUGCCCAGUCUGGAUCAUUUUUACACAUAAUUGAAUUAAUUUUCCACUCCUAGUUUAUGGGGUGUGAAAUUUAAAGGACUCUAUGCUAUCCAGCCCCAAAAAGUGUUCAUGAAAAAGGUGGAUAUCCAGUUGGCAGGAAUGUCCUUUCCAUUCUUUCAGCAGGCCCAUAUUGUAUACUUUACUCUGCCAGGGACCUACAAUAUGAAGAUGAAUAGGACACGGUCUUUGCCUCCAGGGAGCUCAGAGUCUAGGAGGACACUUCAGGACCGCUGCCAGGAGAAACCUAUGUAGGUUAUUAAAAGGCUUUAUGACAGCCAGGGAGGAAGGAUGGUGUGUGGCAUUCCACACAGAGGAAACAGCAAGGACAGAGGCACAGAAGCAAGAAACUGGUGGCAUGUGCAGCAUGUUCCUGUAGUAUCGGAAAGGGAGAGCUUCAUGCAGGUAACCUUUUAGGGACCUUUCAAUCCAGACAUUCUGUGAUUCUCUGCCUGCUUCCACGGUGGUCAUUUAAUCUUGUAGGCUUAUUUUGGACCAUUGUUUUUCUUCUUGGUGGGUGUUUUCAUAGCCUGCAAGAUGUAUAUGUUAAGUACUCAUUGCUUCCUGGGCUCCCUCUAGCCCGCUGUAACUGAGGGAGGUUGUUUGCCACUACCCCUUAAAGCUGGCUGGACACAUGUUUCCAUUUCAGGUUAUUAAGGACAGUUCUUAGGUGGCCAGGUUAUCAAAAUACAUGAACAGUAAAUGUUGCUUCCUGGGUUCUAUCGCUCUAUUAAGAGAUCAGAAAUACCAUCAAGUCAAAAAGCCUCCAUUCUACGGUAACACUUUUUCCAUUCACGUCAGUUAGUCUCUUCACUUAGGGUUUCCAGCUCCUAGAGAGCCUUCCCAAAAUGUGCUCCUUCACCAUCUCUUCCUAUUUAUUUACUUUUGAAGUUUUAUUUAAGUGAUCUCUACACCCCAUGUGGGGCUUGAACUCACGGCCAGAGAUGGAGUCAUAAGCUCUUGUGACUGAGCCAACUAGGCACCGCCAUCCCUUCCUAUUUAGAAGUACACAGAAGGUUUCUUACUUAGGACCUGCAUCUAAUACCUCCCCCUGGGUUUAAGUGGUCAAGAAUUUGAUCUCCUGUCAGACUUCCUGAGUUCAAAUGCCAGUUUUUCCACUUACUGGUUUUGUGACUUUGGGCAAAUUUACUCAAGCCCUCUAUUUCAGUUUCCUCAUUUGCAAAAUGAAAAUAACACCAAUUUAGUGCGAUGUUUGUGAGAGUAAGGUGAUAAUAGGUGGGCUCAGUGCCUGGCAUACACUUAAACACUCAGUAUUUGUGCUUUAUCUCCUGUAUGAACUAAUUAUAAUUAACUGAUGAUUGUAAUACCAUUGGUUCCUAUUUCUCAGCUUCAUUGCUCUAUUUCAUUUGAAACUAAAGAAUGAAAGAUAAAUGCCUGCCAUCACCUAGAAUUGGGUUUUGGCCUUCAAGGGAACCUGAGGUUAUUAGCUUUGGAAGCCGGCCUGUAAAUUACUCCUUUAAUUUAUAUUUUUCAUUAAAAGCUCAGCUUGCCUCUUCUUCUAUAGGGGUCUUCUCUGGCCCUGAAACCCCAGUGUUUAGCCAUAAAAUAAGGUUUUAAAAUUAAGGGUCCAUAAUUCUCUCAGCUCCCCACAAGGUGUGGAUUAAUGGAAUUGAUAAGAAAGUGCACAGGAUGUUAUUUUUAACGAAAGCAAAGGCCUGGCCCUAUUUCUUAUCUUUGAAACACAAAUCAAGGAGAUACUGCGAUUGGAGUGUAGUGUAUUUAUUUAUGUAUGUGUAGAGCUUUACAAAAAAAACCUCGGUUUGGGUGUCAGGAAAUCUGGGUCCUAAGCUCUUCAUAGCUCUUCAUCGCCACCAAGAUGCUGUGACCUCUAACCCUCUGCACAUUCGCUUUGUGACUUGCAGGUUGAACAUUAGGUAAGUAAAGCGCCAAGUAUCACGCCUGGCACACAGAACUGCCCCCCCCUUCCCCUGUCAUGACAGGUAGUAGGUCUCUGAAAAUGCAUACCACUAGGAUAAUGAAAAUGGGUACGCGCGCCAGUGAGAAGGGGCAACCACAUCUCUACACCUCCCACGGAAAAAUGAGCAUGGAAACAGAGUCGCGUUGCAGCUAAGACUACACUUCCCGCUGCUCUUUGCGGCCGGCUCGUUUGCCUUACCCAGAAUCGCUCCCUCCGCAACCUUGCGUCUUUCCGCGGAGGCCCCGGAUGUAGAAUCCCUCUCUGCUCGAUGGGCGUGGCCUGGCAGUGGCUCUGAGACCUGGGGCUCUCUUAUUGGUUGUGGUCCUUCCGACUGGAUUGGAAGUGAAGGAGGGGGCGUGGGCCAAGGCGCGCGGCGCUCUAGCGACAGCCAAUCAGAAGCCUGGUCGGGCUUUGGCGGGAGGCGGUAAAGCUGCGGCUUUGCAGAUUUGGCGCGAGUGCGGCUGGGCUUUACUGCAGCUGGUGUGUAGUUUAUUCCGGAACUUGCCCUGAAGAAUCCCAGAAGCCGUGUGCGAGAGACGUGAGAAAGAGCCAACACUGAGGUAUUCAGCCUUGUGAGGUGGAGAGGAGAGGAUUGCUCGGGGAGGCCUAGGGCCCAGGAGGCAGCGGAGUUGGGAGAGCGGCUACGGCGAGGGCCGCUGCUUCCCCCUGAGGCUCGAGCCGUGUUGCCAUCAUGCCUCAAACCCGAUCCCAGUCACAGGCUACAAUCAGUUUUCCAAAAAAGAAGCUGUCUCGGACAUUGGACAAAGCUAAAACUUCUGGUGACACCAAACUAGAACUGACCAAUGUCCAGGCCUCACGCCGUUCUUGUGUAAAAAUUCUGCCUCUUAGCCCCAGAAAACGUCUUGGUGAUGAUAAUCUGUGCAACACUCCCCAUUUGCCACCCUGUUCUCCACCAAAACAAGGCAAGAAAGAGAAUGGCCCCCCUCGCUUCCAUACACCUAAGGGGCGCAGAUUGGUGUUUGACAAUCAGCUGACAAUUAAGUCUCCUAGCAAAAGAGAACAAGCCAGAGUUCACCAAAACAAAAUACAUUCUUCAGUUCGAAAAGGUCAAGAAAUUACAACAAAUUCUGAGCAGAGAUGUCCACUGGAGAAAGAAUCUGCAUGUAUAAGACUGUUCAAGCAAGAAGGCACUUGCUACCAGCAAGCAAAGCUGGUCCUGAAUACAGCUGUCCCAGAUCGGCUGCCUGCCAGGGAAAAGGAGAUGAAUGUCAUCAGGAAUUUCCUGAGGGAGCACAUCUGUGGGAAAAAAGCUGGAAGUCUUUAUCUUUCUGGUCCUCCUGGAACUGGAAAAACUGCCUGUUUAAGCCGAAUUCUGCAAGACCUCAAGAAGGAACUGAAAGGCUUUAAAACUAUCAUGCUGAAUUGCAUGUCCUUGAGGACUGCCCAGGCUGUAUUCCCAGCUAUUGCUCAGGAGAUUUGUCAGGAAGAAGUAUGCAGGCCAGCUGGGAAGGACAUGAUGAAGAAACUGGAAAACCAUAUGACUGCAGAGAAGGGCCCCAUGAUUGUGUUGGUGUUGGACGAGGUGGAUCAGCUGGACAGCAAAGGGCAGGAUGUGUUGUACACGCUGUUCGAAUGGCCAUGGUUAAGCAAUUCUCGAUUGGUGCUGAUUGGUAUUGCUAAUACCCUGGAUCUCACGGACAGAAUUCUGCCGAGGCUUCAAGCUAGAGAAAAAUGUAAGCCACAGCUGUUGAACUUCCCACCUUAUACCAAAAAUCAGAUAGCUGCUAUCUUGCAGGAUCGGCUUGAUCUGGUAUCUAGAGAUAAGGUUCUGGACAAUGCUGCAAUUCAAUUCUGUGCCCGAAAAGUCUCUGCUGUUUCAGGAGAUGUUCGAAAAGCACUAGAUGUUUGCAGGAGAGCUAUUGAAAUUGUAGAGUCGGAUGUCAAAAGCCAGACUAUCCUCAAACCGCUGUCUGAAUGUAAAUCACCCUCUGAGUCACUGGUUCCCAAGAGGGUUGGUCUUAUUCACAUAUCCCAAGUCAUCUCAGAAGUUGAUGGUAACAGAAUGACUUUGAGCCAAGAAGGGGCACAAGAUUCCUUCCCCCUUCAGCAGAAGAUAUUGGUCUGCUCUUUGCUGCUCUUGACCAGGCAGCUGAAAAUCAAAGAGGUCACUCUGGGGAAGUUACAUGAAGCCUAUAGUAACGUCUGUCGCAAACAGCAGGUGGCAGCUGUGGACCAGUCAGAGUGUUUGUCACUUUCAGGGCUCUUGGAGGCCAGGGGCAUUUUAGGAUUAAAGAAAAACAAGGAAACCCGCUUCACAAAGGUGUCUUUGAAGAUUGAAGAGAAGGAAGUAGAGCAUGCUCUAAAAGACAAAGCUUUAAUUGGAAAUAUCUUAGCUACUGGAUUGCCUUAAAUUCUUUUCUUUUAUACUAAUGACGCUACCUGAAAGUAUCCAGCUGGCAUUUAGAGAUCUAUGGAGUCUUCAUUUUAGUACUUUAUCCAUUCAGUGGCAUUCAAUGGUAAUUUGUGAAAACAAUAUGACCUUUUUUUAACAUGAAACUGAUAAAUUUUAAUCUAUGGAUUCAUGAAUAUUAGUGCAGAAUAAUAAUUUGGGGUCUUAUUUUAUGCAUUAAAAAUUACCAAGUAGACCUUUUUUAAUUAUAUUCACUACCUCCACCUCUUGUGUAUCUCUAACCAAUAUGCUUAUAUUGCAGUACACAAGAUUUAUGUUGUGGAAUGUGCCUGUAUUUACCUCUUAGUUUCUUCAGACAUUGGCAUAUUUUAAAGAACCUUGGGGCUAGAGUAAGAAGAGAGAAAAAGGAUGUUGGAGGAAAAUAAGCAAGUCCACGUGGAGAUCUGGAGAUUUGAUCAAAGAAUUUCUUUCUUUUUGGAGGAUAUUGUGUUUGUGUUGCAAGUGCUUCCACAGUGACAUUUUAAAGACUCAUUGAGCUUCUUGGGCACUCCCAAGGCUGUGGGGGUGGUAAAGGGACAGUAACUGUAUGGAUUGUGAAUAUAUUUAUUUUCAAGUUGCAUCCUUUGUCUUUUUAAGCAUGCACAUUUCAAGAGAGAUCAGACUUUCAGAAAAUUUCUCCCCAAACUGUCCCACAGUCUUAGCUGCCCUCAGAUGAAGCCACUUGUUUCCAGAUGCUUUCGUUUGGGGUUGGAUUUUCAUCUGAGCCUUUUCAUCUGAGCCUCAGAUUUUUCCAGUCUCAUUAGAUAAAUUAAUCCAUGUGGCUA